AUGACUAUCCAAACUGGACUCGACUACAUCCGCUCUCGCUCCAUUGUCGACUGCGACACCAUGGACGAGCAAGUUGCCAAAACCCUUGGUCCUUUCCACGACUGCACCUCCAACCAGGCAAUAGCCUACAACGAACUCACCAAGCCCGAACAUGCCGAGCUUCUCCAAUCCUCUCACACCAAAGCCAAAGCUCUCAUCCAAGAAUACCCCGGUCUAACCAUCGAAGAACUCGCCAUCGAGAUAGCAAUGAUAUCCCUCUCCCUCAGAAUCGCCCCCCACAUCACCGGCCACAUCCACAUCCAAACAAACCCCUACUAUUCCUACUCCACCGAAAAGACCAUCGUCAACGCCCUCCGCAUAGUCAACCUAACCCACCAGCUCUCGCCCACCCACCCCCAAUCCCGCAUCUGCAUCAAAAUCCCCAGCACCUGGGAAGGUCUCAAAGCAUGCCAAGUCCUCGAACAAGCCGGGGUACGAACCCUCGCCACAACCCUCUUCACCAUGCCCCAAGCCAUCCUAGCAGCAGAAGUAGGAUGCACAUACAUAGCACCAUACGUGAACCAACUUCGAGUGCAUUUUGAGCCGGGCUUCAAAGACCCCUCCCCCCUACUACACUUCAGCGCCCUAGUCCAGAAAUACUACGCCUCCAUCGGAUCCCAAACACAGGUAUUACCCGCUAGUUUGACGUCCACGAACGAGAUCUUCGCCUUGGCGGGCGUGCAGCAUAUUACGAUUGCUCCUGGGUUAUUGGAUGAGUUGGCGAAGCCGUUGUUGGAGGGGAAGGUACCUGUGGAAUCGUUGUUUGAGUCUCCUGCUGUGGUGGAGGCGGCUGUGCCUGGGAAGGAGGUGUCGUAUGUGGGUGAUGAGGCGGGGUAUCGGAUUGCGUUUACCAGGGAUGCGAAUGGGUUGAGUGAGGAGAAGUUGACUCAGGCUGUGAAUAUUUUCUGUGAUAUGCAGGAUAAGUUGGUUCAGGUAUUUAAGGGGUUGAAUUGA
Messenger RNA from Aspergillus tubingensis, 993 nucleotides. RefSeq names its product transaldolase family protein. The transcript is spliced from 7 exons. Lineage: Eukaryota; Fungi; Ascomycota; Eurotiomycetes; Eurotiales; Aspergillaceae. Gene Ontology annotation, biological process: carbohydrate metabolic process; pentose-phosphate shunt, non-oxidative branch. Bases 1 to 993 code for a protein of 330 amino acids. Gene Ontology annotation, molecular function: transaldolase activity. The record is from RefSeq and is a predicted model, not a curated record. Gene Ontology annotation, cellular component: intracellular anatomical structure.